Messenger RNA from Saccoglossus kowalevskii, 11523 nucleotides. Its product is annotated as sushi, von Willebrand factor type A, EGF and pentraxin domain-containing protein 1-like. Lineage: Eukaryota; Metazoa; Hemichordata; Enteropneusta; Harrimaniidae. The record is from RefSeq and is a predicted model, not a curated record.
AUGCCGUUAUCUGCACCGUUACAUGGUAGUAUGGACUGCGAUAGGAGAGAUUCUGCUUUCAUGACAGUAUGUUCAUUUAAAUGCUACUCUGGAUAUCAGCUGAUUGGUACUAGAAAAAGAGAAUGUCUAGCUAUUGGUGAAUGGAGUGGACUUCAAGUAUCAUGUAGAGAGAUAACAUGUCCAGUACGAGCCAAUGUUGAAAACGGUGUGAUCGAUCCAUCCAGGUGUUUAGAGGCAAAAUCGUCAGUUCAGAGUAUCUGCUUAGUUUCUUGUAAGAAAGGGUACACCAGAAAAGGACCCGGAAAAUAUCAUUGUUUAAUAACUGGCGAAUGGACAGAUGAAGACAAAGUUACCACGUGUACUGACACAUCACCACCAACGAUAGUGUGUCCUCUUAGUAUAGUGACAGAAACAUCUUCUAAUAGUAAUACGGCUAUAGUAGAAUGGGACAUGCCAGACACUGAGGAUAAUUCAGAUGACCCAGUCUCACUCACCGUAGUACCAGCUGUCACAUCUCCACAUCCUUUACCAAUUGGUGUGCAUAAUAUCAACUAUACAGCAACAGAUAAAGUCGGCAAUAAAGCACAUUGUAAUUUCAUGGUGUUUGUUCGAGACGUACAACCACCAGUUAUUGAACAUUGUCGUUCUCCGCCGACAAUUCUUUCACUUGAACCCAUGACUUAUGUUGACUGGGAACAACCAAGAUUCUCUGACAACUCUGGUGAAAUUACUAGUAUUACACAGACACACCACCCAGGUAUAUUCUCAUGGGGUACAACUGUAGUAGAAUAUGUAGCGUCCGAUGCAGCUGGAAAUACUAGGAAAUGUCAUAUUGUACUCCAAGUGCAAGAAAGUAUAUGUGAUAUCCCUGAAGAUCCACUGCACGGCGAGACAUUGUGUUCACCAUUGGACUCUGGCAUUAAUUGCAGUUUGCAAUGUAUAGAAGGAUAUGGAUUUGCUAUUAAGCCUAAUGCAGGAUAUUAUUGUGAUAAUAAUGGAAUAUGGUAUCCAUAUAGUGAAUUACCGUGGCCGGAUUGCUCAGUUAAAAGAAGUGCUAAUAAUGCACAUAAAGCAAUGAGUGUUAAAUACCACACAGUACAGCGAACGUGUAAUGUUACAAUAUUGGAUAAAAUACCAGAGGCAUUCCGUACUCAGCUGAGUGAAAAGAUUUCUGAGUUCUGUCAAAAUGAUGUGUUGUGUGAACUUAAUAAUGUGACGGCUUCCUGCAAAGAAGUUGAAACAGAAGAAACUAUUGAAUCUAAGAAUGGUCUAAACUUGUUAAGAAGACGAAGAAGAAGAAGCAGGUCAGAUGUACCAGUGGAAGAGGAUAUAAUUGUGGAAAUUACAGUCUUAGGUACCAAAUGUUUUACAUAUUCAAAUAAGUAUGGUAGCAUUGAUCUACCAAACAGCUCUGAUCAAGUAGAAGCAGAGAAGCGCCAACUUGUUCUUCUAGACGAACUCAGUAAAACUCCGUUGGAAUUACAGAAUGAGGCGACAAUUGGCAACUUAGAUUUAUAUUUAGACGGUGAUGUUCUCGAUGUAGAUACUACAAGUAUAAAAACCAAACCCACCACUCCAAUAUGUACAAGUGGUAAAGUACUUGAAGGAGAUCAAUGUGGAAGUUACCAGGAUGAAGAAGCUCAGCUACAAUGUAAACAUUGUCCAACUAACAGUAGCACAGUAGAGUCUAGGUCAAGAUCACAAGACAACUGUCAUGAGUUGUGUAGUCCUGGUACAUUUUCCCCUACUGGUUUAGAGCAGUGUGAGGGAUGCGAGAUCGGAUAUUAUCAGCCUGAUGCCGGUAGUACAGACUGUUUAGCCUGUCCAUUUGGUACUACUACAGCUAACAUAGGAACACCAACUUUACAAGAAUGUAAAGAGCCAUGUUUAAGUGGUUACGUGUCAAUGGAUGGUAUGGCACCGUGCUACCCUUGUCCUAUUGGCUAUUAUCAACCAGAUGAUAGACAAAGUCAAUGUUAUCAGUGCCCAAAUGGUGUAAACACCAAAUCUGGUGGCUCAUCAUUAUAUACGCAAUGCGAAGGUGUGAGUUCAGAUGACAACGAGACUAUAUAUGGUAUAUUGCAAUUCAAUGAGUGUUUUGCAUUUCCUUGUCAAAAUAAUGGUAAUUGUAGUCCAAUGCCAGCUGGAUAUCAAUGUCAGUGUAGGCCAGGAUAUACAGGUGUACACUGUGAAUUUGACAUUAACGAAUGUGAAAGCGACCCAUGUGUUAACAAUGCUACGUGCCAUGAUGAAAUAAACUACUUUGUAUGCCAGUGUUUGCCAGGGUUUACGGGAACAAGUUGCGAGUAUGAAGUAGAUGAAUGCCUAUCCAAUCCGUGCCAGAACAAUGGAACAUGUAACGAUCUGAUUGGUCGUUUUAACUGUGAUUGUUUACCUGGUUACUUAGGUAACCAGUGUGAAAUCGACAUUGAUGAAUGUUUGACUAAUAGUUGUUACAACAAUGCAACAUGUAUGGACAAAGUAAAUGGAUUCAGCUGUCAUUGCAUGCAAGGUUAUAGUGGUAUAUUAUGUGACAUUGAUAUCAAUGAAUGUUUAUCAGCACCAUGCAGUAGUACAUCAACAUGUUUGGAUUUAGUUGGCUCAUAUCAAUGCAUUUGUCCACCAGCUUAUUCAGGUGUCCACUGUGAUAUAGAAUUACACAGUAAUUUCAGCAUGUUAUUUGAGUUUUCUGGCACAGUGGAUUACGUUGAAAUGAGAAAUAGUCUGCCAGAUAUGGUGGAAUUCACACUAGCAUUUUGGUUGAGGACAUCAGAUAAACAGAACUAUGGAACAGUUAUAUCAUAUGCUGUAGAAAACAAUAAUGAUAACUUCAAUACACUGGUGAUUACAGACUAUAGUGGCUUUGUUCUGUAUGUAAAUGGUGAGAGUAUAGUGACUGAUGUGACAGCCAAUGACGAUAUAUGGCAUCAUAUAGCUGUGACCUGGUCAUCAAUACAAGGUGUAUGGCACAUAUAUAAAGAUGGUAGUUUAGCAGCCACUGGCGAUGCUCUUUCUCCUAAUUAUAUUUUACCAGGUGGUGGUAUACUAGUUCUUGGACAGGAGCAGGAUACUUAUGGUGGCAGUUUUAGCGCACCAGAGUCAUUCGUUGGACAGCUAUCAGUUCUCAAUAUCUGGGAUAGAGUAUUCACAAAAGAAGAAAUUGACAACAUAGUUUUGAGUUGUCAGGAUUACCAUGGUAAUAUCAAAGCGUGGCCUGACUUUUUGCAAGGAAUCCAGGGAAGAGUCCGUACCAUUGAUUCGAAAGAUGUUUGUCAUGGUUGUCCUUAUCCAGAUCCUCCUAGGAAUGGAUCAAUACGUGGAUUAUCGUCAUCAUUAGCAGCUCCUGCAGCUGAAAUACGAUUUAGUUGUGAUCCUGGUUUUGAUCUUGUUGGGUAUCAUAUAAGUAGAUGUCACAUACACAACAACUGGAUACCAGAACCACCUAAUUGUAAAAUACAAAAAUGUAGUUUUCCAAGUGACAUCAUAAAUGGUAAAAAAAAUAUGACUUCUCAUUCCUAUGGUGGGGUAGUUAAGUGGUUCUGUAAGCAUGGUUAUACAUUGGUUGGAAAUGCAGAGAUAACAUGUAAAGAAAAUGGCAUAUGGAGUGGGUCAAAACCAACAUGUCAGAUUAUACAAUGUGAUGAUCUGCCCCAGGUAUGGCAUGGAACAGUAACAGAAAUCAGCAGAACAAUAUUAACUUCUGGAAGUAUAGUGACAUUUGGAUGUGACCCAGGAUAUACACUUAUAGGAGACAGUGCAGUCAGGUGUGAACAAAAUGGAAACUGGAGUGCAGUGCCUAAAUGUGUACCUCGGAAAUGUGAAAGUCCAUCUUCUAUUGAUAAUGGAAAAAUAACUUCAACUGGAUCAACCUAUGGUGAUACUAUGAAGUACAGUUGUGACAAGGGACAUUAUCUUAUCGGAGAAGACAGCAGGAAAUGUGACAUUAAUGGAAAGUGGAGUGGUAAUGAGCCUGUCUGCCAAGUGGUGACAUGUAAACACCCUACAAAACCUGAUCAUGGAGAUGUUUCUGUUAAUGACCAUACAUAUGGGAGUAUUGCUGAGUUUUGGUGUGAAGCAGGAUAUGUACUGAAAGGAAACAAAACAGCUAAAUGUUUCGAUUCUGGUGACUGGGUUUCUGCACCAACAUGUGAGCCAGUGGAAUGUGGUCUGCCAGAGAAUCCCCUCCAUGGCACAAGAAACGUGACCGGGGUUGUCUUCAGAGAUACUGUUACAUAUGAUUGCGAUUAUGGAUACAACUUGAGUGGGGUUAAGAUUCGUACAUGUCUGGAAUCCAGUUUAUGGAGUGGAAUCGCUGCAGAGUGCAUCCCUGUGUCAUGUGGCAAACCAAAAGAUGUUGAUGAUGCUAAACACAUUGGUUCUAACCAUUAUUAUGGUGGUUCAGUGAUAUAUAAAUGUAGAGAAGGUUAUUUGAUGACAGGACAUGAUAAUACAACCUGCCAGGCAAAUGGAGAGUGGAGUGAGCCACCAAGAUGCAAUCCUGUAAAAUGUGGUUUUCCAAAACAGAUUAAACAUGGAAAGUUGACUGUGACAGGCAUAGAACUACGACAGGUUGUAAUGUAUAAUUGUGAGGUAGGUUAUCAGAUACAAGGUACUUCAAGACGCAUUUGUCAACCUUCGGGUAACUGGAGUAAUCGUGAUCCCAGUUGUGAACCUGUUGAGUGUGGUCCACCACCUCAUGUUCCAAAUGCCAACAAUGUAGGUAAUAAUUACACUUACAAUCAACAAGUUGUGUAUUCAUGUAAAGUUGGUCAUGAAAUGGCUGGUGCAGCUAUAUCAACAUGUACAGCAAACCGAGAGUGGACAACUCCACCUGAGUGCCGUCCAAUCAACUGCAACCUACCACCUGAUGUUGAACAUGCUUCUUCCGUUGGUCAUUAUACAACCUUUGGUAGCACUGUCAAUUACACUUGUGACAAUGGGUAUUUAAGCAAACAUAACUUGGCAAUUACAUGUUUGGCUGACAGAAACUGGACCCCUGCACCCAUAUGUCAGCCUGUAAAUUGUGGUACUCCUUGGUAUGUCGACCAUGCUGUGAUAAAUGGCUCACAGUUUACUUACUCUAAAUCAGUCACAUAUAGUUGUGAAUUAGGAUAUAUAUUAAAGGGUGAUGCAGAGCAUUUAUGCCGUGCAGACGCCACAUGGAGUGGAAGUUCUCCAGUCUGUGAAAUUAUUAACUGUGGAACACCAGAUGUUGUGCAUCAUGCUGAAUAUACUGGAACUAACUUUAGUUAUGGUUCCAUCUUGGAAUUUAACUGUCUAUCUGGAUAUACAAUACAUGGGAAUGAGACUGUUAUAUGUCGUGAAGAUGGCAAAUGGACACAGGUUCCACACUGUGAACCAGUAAACUGUGGAGCACCUCAAUCAGUGCCAAAUAGCUUGAUUGAAGUUAGCGGAAACACCUUUGGUGAUUCUGUGAAAUAUGAUUGCAAUGUGGGAUACAAGUUGUAUGGAAUUCACGAAAUAACAUGUCUUGCUGAUGCACAGUGGAGUGAUAAUGUCCCUGUAUGCCAGAUUAUAUCAUGUGGCACACCAUAUAAUGUCACACAUGCAACAUAUACUUCAACUGGAGAUGUUUAUAACAGUGUCACUGAGUAUGCCUGUGAUGAGGGGUAUGAUAUGAUUGGCGAAGACACUAUAACAUGUUUACAUAAUGAGGAAUGGGCAGCAGCACCAAUAUGUGUUCCUGUGGAUUGUGGCACUCCUCACAAAAUACACCGUGGUUCCAUUAUAUUUAGUGGUCAGGUAUUUGGAGACACAGUAGAAUACAGUUGUGAUAAAGGUUACAAAAUAAUUGGCAAUAAACAAAGAAACUGUCUUUCAACUGGUAGCUGGAGCAGUCAAGAACCAGAAUGUAAACUAAUAUCAUGUGGUGAGCCACUGAAAUUAGAUCACGGCCGUUACACAGCAAGGGCACAUGUGUAUGGCAGCAAAGUUGAAUAUUCCUGUCACAGUGGUUAUGAACUAGCUGGAAGCGCUACAGUUGAAUGUCUCGCUACUGGUCAGUGGAGCCAACUUCCAAUCUGUCUGCCAGUUUCAUGUUUUGUACCAGAGACUAUCCCACAUAGUAUUAUUACAGCAACGACUUACACUCAUGGCAGUAUUGUCAGUUACGAGUGUGAAACUGGUUAUCAGUUGAGAGGUAAUCAUCAGAGAACAUGCCAAGCUGAUGCCAGUUGGAGUGGAAAACCCCCAACUUGUGAUAUAAUUCAAUGUGGUCCUCCAGUUGAUGUGAAUUACGCUGUAGUUAAUGGGGAGAAUUAUGUGUAUGAGAGCAUAGUGGAGUUUAUAUGUGAGCCUGGCUAUAAGAUGAUAGGCAAUAGUAAUGUGAUAUGUCAGGAAACUGGUAAAUGGACAAUACCUCCUGUGUGUUCCCCAGUUAGCUGUGGUCCCCCAACAAGUGUGUCCCAUGGCAGUGUUCUAGGUGAGGGUUACACAUAUAAGCAAACUGUACAAUAUCAAUGUGAUGUAGGGUACAUAUUAAUUGGUGAACAUGAAAGAACUUGUCAAAAUGAUGGUUCAUGGGGUGGGGAAUCUCCUGUCUGCCAGAUUAUUUCAUGUGGCCCACCUAAAGUUGUUGAUAAGGCUACACAAACUGGUGAUAGAUAUACCUUUGGAAAUGCGGUAAAUUACAAAUGUGACGUAGGAUAUAGACUGCAAGGAAACAAAACAAUAAUAUGCCUAGCAGAUUCAAAGUGGACUGCCGGUCCCAUGUGUAAUCCAGUAGAUUGUGGAAGGCCAGAUGAAAUUGAUAAUGGUGUGGCAACUGUACAUGGUACAACUUUCAAAGAACGUACAACAUACACAUGUAAUUUGGGAUAUCUUCUGGAAGGCGACAGUCACAGAGACUGUUUAGAGGAUGGCAGCUGGAGUGGUGAAGCACCAGAAUGUCGAAUAGUAACAUGUGGAACAGCUGUUGAUCUGCACCAUGCUUCACAUAAUGGAAGUGGUAUUCAUCAGUAUGACGAUGCAGUACACUAUAGGUGUCAUGUAGGAUAUGAGAAGCAAGGAUACCAUAUCGUAAAGUGUACAGAUACUGGAGAGUGGACAGAUCAACCAACUUGUCAGCCAGUUUCUUGUGAUAGACUGGAUAGACUAGCGAAUGGUAGGAUUCAGACCAGUGGACACACCUACCAACACAAUGCAACAUACAACUGUGAUAAAGGAUACCACUUGCUGGGGAAUUCUGUACGAACAUGUUUGGCUAAUAAAACAUGGAGUGGAGUGUCUCCAAGUUGUGAUCUCAUCAGUUGUGGAACACAGCCAGAGAUUCAGCAUGCAAGAUCUGAUAACAGCAGUGAGCAUACAUAUGGAGCAGUUGUUGAAUUUAGUUGUAAUUCUGGAUAUGUCUUAAGUGGUAACAGCACAAUAAUAUGCAAAGAAAAUGGUCAGUGGACACAUCCACCAGUAUGCACACCUAUAACUUGCCAGCAGCCAGAUGCUGUGGAAAAUGCUAUUGUUAGUUCAAAUGGACAUUCAUACAAACAUAAGAUUUCAUACCGCUGUGACAUUGGCCAUCAACUCAUUGGUGACAGUGAGCGUGAAUGCUUAGCUGAUGGUAGCUGGAGUGGAGAAGCUCCACUCUGUCAGAUUAUGUCAUGUGGACUACCUCAUGAAGUAAGCCACGCAGAUUACAUUGGAGGUACCUUUACUUAUGGCAGUUCAGUGAGAUAUUCAUGUCAUAGUGGGUAUGACCUAAAAGGCUAUAAGGUUAUAAGGUGUUUGAUGAAUGGUGUUUGGACCCCAGGACCUGUUUGCACACCAGUAUUAUGCAAAGACUUGGAACAGGUUGAUAAUGCCAUUGCAACUUUUACUGGUCAAACCUUUGGACACAGAGUUAUCUAUGCCUGUUAUACAGGGUUUCAACUCAAUGGUGAUAGUGAGAGAGUAUGCCAAGCCAAUGGAGAAUGGGAUGGUGAGUCACCAGUCUGUGAAGUUGUAAGGUGUAGCCGACCCCCCAAUGUCAGAUUUGGUCUGAGCAGAGGAAAUUAUAAUGAUGAAUAUGAUAGCUUUGUUCGUUACAUUUGUAAACCUGGAUAUAGAAUAACUGGAACACAAACUGUAAGGUGUGAAGCAUCUGGUAAAUGGAGCACUCCUCCUAGUUGUGUCCCUGUGAAAUGUACUCAGUUGACUAAUAUACCACAUGGCACUGCAACCACUCUGAGAAACACCUAUGGUGGAAGUGUUCUCUAUGACUGUGAACAAGGAUAUACAUUAAUAGGCAGUAAGGAAAGAAUUUGUGAAGCAAGUGCUACUUGGAGUGAAAGCCAACCAACUUGUAGGAUUGUGUCAUGUGGUCUUCCGACGGAUGUUCCCUAUGCUUCACACUCAAGUAGUGAUUACACGUUUAAAAGUACUGUGUCAUACAUCUGUGAUCCCGGUUACGAAAUGGUGGGAGAUGCCACAUCAGAGUGUCAAGCCAGUGGUAGCUGGACAGCAGCUCCGGUUUGUAUACCAGUCAGUUGUGGCCAACCUGCAGGCAUCCAGCAUGCAUCAAUAAUUGGUGAUGAUUUUAGUUAUGGGGAUACAGUUAAAGUGGAAUGUCAUUCAGGUUUUUACAUACAAGGAGAACAGUUGUUGAGGUGUCAGACAAACAGAAAAUGGUCAGCACGACCUGAGUGUAUCAUUGUGACAUGUGGUGAACCAACACCUAUCCUCCAUGCUACAGUAGUAGCCCAUGAAUUAAAUUAUGGCAACAAAGCUGAGUAUAAAUGCUUUACUGGAUAUGAACUACGCGGCAAUAACAUGGUGGUAUGUCAAUCAACCUCAGAAUGGACAGCUCCUCCUGCAUGUGAACCUGUGUCAUGUGGGCCUCCACCAUCAUUGGACCACGCUACAACAACCAGCACUGGACACAGAUUCACAGAUGUUAUCACAUACCACUGUGAUAUAGGGUAUAGACUGGAAGGACAGGUGGAGAGAGAAUGCAAUGCCUAUGGCCACUGGAGCGGAGAGUCUCCGCAAUGUUUAUUGAUUUCAUGUGGAGCUCCUGAAAAAGUUAGUAAUUCAGUGCAGAUUAAUACUGCCUAUACAUAUAAUAGCAUAGUUACAUACAAUUGCAAACCAGGGUACGAGUUAAUAGGAACAAGAGAGAUUGUCUGUACAGUUAAUAGUGAGUGGACUCCAGAACCUCCAGAGUGUAGAAUUGUAAAAUGCCCAACCCCAAAGCCCAUUGUGAAUGGUCAGAUUCAUGGAACUGAAUACACAUUUAGUCAUGUGGUGACUUAUACCUGCAAGUCUGGAUACAGACUGGUGGGUAUUGGAAGCCAGACAUGUUUGAUGAACAAAACGUGGAGUUACACUCAACCAAAAUGUGAAGGCAUCAGUUGUAAACCACCAGACACUAUUGCCCAUGGACAGGUUGUGGGUGAUACAUUUGACUUUGAUAGUACUGUGCAGUAUGUUUGUAAUGCUGGUUAUGAACUGGUUGGUACAGGCAUUAGAAAAUGUACAGCAGAUUCAUCUUGGAGUGAAGUAGCACCAUUGUGUAUACCUGUGGUAUGUGGCACACCACCACAUGUUGACCAUGGCAGAUACUCUCUACAACAUGGCGAUGACUUCACCUAUAAAAGUAGGGUGCAAUACAGAUGUGAUAUUGGUUAUACGGAAGAUAUCGAUGGACUGCUAGAAUGUGGUGAAGACAGUAGAUGGUAUGGACGGGUACCAAUCUGUCACAGGAUCUCUUGUGGUGAGCCUCAGCAACCUGAGAAUGGUUUCAUCAAAUCUGGCAACUUUCUUUACCAAGACACUGUACAAUAUACCUGUCUUCCAGGAUUUAAUUUAGUAGGACAGAACACACGUGACUGCCUGUCAAGCAAGCAAUGGACUGGUCAUGUGCCACUAUGUGAACCAAUAUCUUGUGGUCCGCCUCCUGUUGUGAGAUUUUCCAAGGCACAUGGUGUUCAGUACACCUUCAACAGCACUGUCUUGUACACCUGUCACAGGGGUUACAGCACUGUUGGUGAGAGUGAAGUGAGGUGUUUAGACAGUGGUAGCUGGUCUGAUGAUGUACCUACAUGUGUUCCUGUGUCAUGCGGUGUGCCCCCAAGACUAAGGAAUGGUAAUUACCAUGGAAUGGAAUAUACAUUUGGUAAUUCCUUACAUUACUACUGUCAUCCUGGCUAUACCAUUCAAGGUAGUCCAUUACAACACUGUGCAGCUAAUGGUCAAUGGAAUGGUACUACACCACAGUGCGUACCUGUGCAAUGCAGUGCUCCAAAUUCCAUCAAAUACGGAACAAUUAUUGGUACUAUAUGGGCUUUAGGUAACACAAUACACUAUGGCUGUCACACUGGGUACCAGCUACUUGGUAAUAGUAGCCGAACAUGUCAAGCGAGUGGAGAGUGGAGUGGACAGACACCAACAUGUCAACCAAUAUCAUGUGGCAAUCCACCAGUAUUGGAACACAGCUUUAUAUCAGGUGGUAAUUACAACUAUGGAGACUAUGUGGUGUAUGUGUGUCAAGAUGGAUACAUAUUACAUGGAAACAGUGUGCGUCAGUGUCAAGAAGAUGCUCGCUGGAGUGGUGGGAAUGUGACAUGUGAUCCAGUCUACUGUAGUGAAAUAAGCUCACCAGUGCAUGGCAAUGUAAUUGCAUAUGAUUACAGCUUUGGUAGUAAAUCUUACUAUUCAUGUAAUGACGGGUUUACUCUGAGAGGAGCUUCAUAUAGAACGUGUUUAGCAAGUGGCGACUGGAGUGGACAGGUACCAAGAUGUGAGCCUGUGUCAUGUGGACCAGCACCCGCAGUAUCAAAUGCAGUGACGUUAACAUCUGCCAAUAGAGUAGCUUACAAAAACCAGCAAUUUGUUUUCGGUAAUUCAGUUUGGUUUGACUGUCAAAUAGGAUACAGACUUGAAGGGAAAGUUGUGGUAGUUUGCAAUGCUGAUGGCAAUUGGUCUGAACCUCCAACAUGUCAGCCUCUUCAAUGCAGUGCACUGGCUAGUAUCGAUCAUGGAUAUGUUACUUCACCUGGUUAUACUGUCAACACCACUGCAAUGUAUGGUUGUUAUGAUGGUUAUGAACUACAUGGAAGUAGCACUACAGUCUGUCUAACUGAUCAAACAUGGAGUCACCCCCAACCUGUUUGUCAACCGAUUUCAUGCGGACAGCCCACAAAAUUGAGCAACUCUGUGUUGCAAAGUUUGGAUUCAGAAACAAGUUACAGAAGUAUUAUCAAUUACAAGUGUAAAGUUGGAUACAGACUGAUUGGUAAUGGAACAUCAAUAUGUCAACAUGAUAAAAGGUGGAGUCCUACCACAGCUGUUUGUUCACCUGUAGACUGUGGCGCAUCUCCUGAUGUAGCUAAUGCGGUUAAAACUGGUUCUGGACAUUAUUAUGGUGACACAGUCACAUAUAAUUGUGGUCACAGUUAUCAGUUGGAGGGACCUUCUGCGAUACACUGUGGAGAUGAUGGGCAAUGGCAAGGAACACCAAUAUGUGUUGGUAGGUUAUACCACUAUAUGAAUAUCAAUCCUUAUAACAAUAACCAAAUAAUGGUCAAAUGA